This is a messenger RNA of Coprinopsis cinerea okayama7#130, 1347 nucleotides long. RefSeq lists its product as hypothetical. The coding region runs from base 1 to 1347 and encodes 448 amino acids. NCBI's taxonomy places the organism in Eukaryota, Fungi, Basidiomycota, Agaricomycetes, Agaricales, Psathyrellaceae. The record is from RefSeq and is a predicted model, not a curated record. The transcript is spliced from 4 exons.
AUGUCGUCGACUAUUGAAGAGGAGAAGGCGGCGAGGAUGGCGUUGACGGCGCUGUAUACGAUUAUUCCGGUGAGCUUUACUGUGAUCGGUGAGUUUUAUCUCUCCGUCUCUCUUCCUUAUGCUCGUCUCACCCUUCCCUUUCCUUCACCGCCCUACACCCUGCACACCGCCCCAGGAAUGCAAAUCGUAAUGUGCACCUUUGGCUUCAUCAUCUACCGCGAAACGCCCAAAGACAUGCGGCGCGGCCGACGGAUGUACAUCAUCUGGAGCUGGACCAUCCUCACUCUGUUCACGCUCUCCCAAGUGGCCGACGCGCUGGAAAUGUUCAACCUCCUUAUCAACUCGACCUCCCCGGCGCAAGCUUUGAGGGUUCUAAAACCCAAGUACGAAUAUACUUGGUGGAGGCUGAGUACGAGUAUUGGGUUGUGGAUAUGUAAUUGGAUUGGGGAUGGGUUGUUGUUGUAUAGGUGUUUUAAGAUUUGGAGUGACAAGAUGUGGGUGUGCGUCUUGCCGGCGUUGGCGUACGUCGGGUCAUGCGCCGUCUCCCUCCUCGCCAUCGGCCUGCGCAUAAAAUGGUCGCAAAACCACGCCGCAGGACCCGGCCAAUACGGCAAAGCCCUGCAAGCCUGGAUCUUCCUCUCCAUCUCCGUCAACUGCGUCGUCACCGCGCUCAUCUCCUUCCGCCUCCUCCGCAUUCGCAGGCAACUCGCCACUGUCCUUUCGCCGCAGGAUUUGCACGUGUAUGUGGGCAUUGUGGCGAUUUUGGUCGAGUCGGCGCUGCCGUUGAGUUUGGCGGGGAUCAUGUUUGCGGCCCUCUCGAGUCCGUCGAGUGAUGGUGCUGUUACGGUUGCGAGGACUGUCGCGUUGUUGUGUUGGUUUUCGCUUAAUGCGCUAUGUCCGCAGAUGAUCAUCUUCAGAGUUAUCACGGGCAGAUCGUGGAGUACGAGUCCCUCGACCGACGGACCGCCUGGGUCGUACCACCGUGGAACAUCCACCAAAAUCGAAUUCACGAAUCCGGGGUUCAGUGAGACGAAGACGGACCCGAAGAUUUCGUUCUCGAAUGGGGAGAGGGGGCAUUCGCAUUCGCACGGGGAGGUGGACGGAUAUAAUGCAAAUGGGCGCCACGGAGGAGGAGUAGGAGGAGGAUGUGGGGAGAAAGAUAUUAUUCGAAGGCGCGGCGGUGGGCCUGCUGGUGGGCCAUACGGACUUAAUCGAGUCUCGGAGGAGGUGUGUGAUUUGAAUUUGAACCAGACGCAGACGCAGGAUACGAGUGGGUCUGUUGUGGAUGUUGUGAGACGGAGAGGUAGUGGGCAUAAGGAAUCGGAGGUGGAUUCGACUGGGUCGUAG